Miscanthus lutarioriparius is the source of this 570-nucleotide messenger RNA. NCBI's taxonomy places the organism in Eukaryota, Viridiplantae, Streptophyta, Magnoliopsida, Poales, Poaceae. The record is from the annotation of a GenBank genome assembly.
AUGGAGAAUAAGCUUGCGAGUCACUGGGACAUGGAGCUCCUGAAGAUGGCCAUGCGCAGGCACGAAGAGACCUUCAGGCAGCAGGUCCAUGAAUUACACCGGUUGUACCACGUCCAGAAGCAGCUGAUGGGCGGCCUGUCCAGGCCGUCGUCGGAGCUCAGCUGCCGGCGCCAGAAAAGGCGGCGCAGGCAGCCGCGGCGCGCGCUGGACCUGCACCUGCCCCUCCCCGCCGACGAGUGCGUCGUCGUCACGCCACCGUCAGCGGAGGACGGGCUGGAGCUGACGCUAGCCAUCGGCACUAGUGGCGGCCGGUGCCAGAGGAGGCAGCGGGAUGAGCCUGAGAGAACGGGCACCGCUACCCCCUUGGCCUCGGAGUCGAACAUCUCCGGGGGGAGCGGGAGCCUGACGGCGUCGGAGUCGUCGACGGACACCGGCGGAUCAGCACCAUAUCAGAUUCAGAGGGCAAUGACGCCGGUGUUCCGUCUCCAGGAAGCGACGACGGUGCCGAAGGUGAAGCCGCCACCGCGGUCACCGUGGCUCGUGCAGUGCGUCAGCCUCGAGAUGGCGUGA